Messenger RNA from Cyphellophora europaea CBS 101466, 519 nucleotides. RefSeq lists its product as uncharacterized. Gene Ontology annotation, cellular component: mitochondrion; cytoplasm; membrane. The record is from RefSeq and is a predicted model, not a curated record. Lineage: Eukaryota; Fungi; Ascomycota; Eurotiomycetes; Chaetothyriales; Cyphellophoraceae. The transcript is spliced from 4 exons. Bases 1 to 519 code for a protein of 172 amino acids.
AUGGUUUUACGAUGGUAUCAGGCAAAGCUUGCUCAGCGGCCACUGAUGACGCAGGCGGUGAUGAGUGCAGUUCUGUUUGGCGCUGGUGACACUUUGGCUCAGCAGGCAGUUGAAAAGAAGGGGUUCAGAAACCAGGAUGUGGCUCGCACAGCACGAAUGGUAGGAUACGGUGGCUUGGUUUUCGGUCCGGCGGCAACCAAAUGGUAUCAGUUCUUGCAGAAGAAAAUCAACUUUUCGAGUAACGCAGCAACGAUUGCUGCUCGAGUAGCGGCCGAUCAGACGAUAUUUGCGUCCACCAAUAUGGGCGUGUUUCUUUCGACAAUGGCCAUCUUGGAGGGUGGCAGUCCAGCCGAAAAGCUCAAGAAGAGCUACGUUUCUGGCCUGACGGCGAAUUGGAUGCUGUGGCCACCGGUGCAAGCCGCGAACUUCAGUAUUGUUCCACUGGAGCACAGAGUAUUGGUCGUGAAUGUGGUCAGUCUGGGCUGGAACUGCUACUUGAGCUAUCUCAACUCCCAGUGA